Messenger RNA from Coniophora puteana RWD-64-598 SS2, 2836 nucleotides. Its product is annotated as VHS-domain-containing protein. NCBI's taxonomy places the organism in Eukaryota, Fungi, Basidiomycota, Agaricomycetes, Boletales, Coniophoraceae. The transcript is spliced from 13 exons. The coding region runs from base 948 to 2582 and encodes 544 amino acids. Gene Ontology annotation, cellular component: trans-Golgi network. Gene Ontology annotation, biological process: protein transport to vacuole involved in ubiquitin-dependent protein catabolic process via the multivesicular body sorting pathway; Golgi to endosome transport; Golgi to vacuole transport. The record is from RefSeq and is a predicted model, not a curated record. Gene Ontology annotation, molecular function: ubiquitin binding; phosphatidylinositol binding.
AUGCUUCGGUCGGUGAAGCGCCAUCCAGUAGCUCGUGCCCCGCCGGAGUGUCACAUUCGACCCAUGAACGGGGACAUCCUCAGCAGCCUCAAGAGCCCCAGGUCGAUCCGCCCGCGGAUCCCCAAACGCACCGUUGAGGAGGCCACCAAAUGGCGCGGUCUGAGCCAGUACCUGUCUGGGAUACCCGAAGUUGGCACUUGGACGGCAGAGACUGAGCAGCGUGCUGGUAGGCGUGGCACAGGAAGGUCGGGGAAGGGCAGAGUAACUGAAAAUACGGCGGUGGCAAAGUAUGCAUGCCAAGAAUCGCGGGACCGGGAGGCGAACAUCGUCGGAAGAAGGGUUGAAACCAAGCCCUCUCCCGCUGUCUUCACCGCCCUACUCAAGAUGGAGGCUCACCUUCCAAUUCUUUCCUCCCGCAACCCAUGGGUCGGUGAUUGGCCCUUGAAUGAGUAUUUGAUCCUAAGCGGCCGAAGUUGCGGGUUGCAAGCAACACAGAAGAGGCGGUGUGCUCUUGCCUCGCGAGAGGAAGGGUUCAUUUUGGAGAGGGGGUUGAUCGUCACCAUUCAAUACGUGGUCUAUUUCACGGGCAACGCUGGGAGUGACAGUCGCCUCGCUAUGACGGACAGAAGCACGCGCGCGGAAUGUGGUGGUAUACCCCGCAGCGCAGCUCAACUUCACGGUCGAGCGGAGGACAAGCGCAAGCAGCUGCGCUCCCGUUCCCCGCACGUCCAACGCGCCGCCUGUCUGGGCUUCAAACUACCGUGGAAAGACCAUGCAGUGAUCAACGUAGAUGGUCAUACAGAGAACGGACUCAAGCUUUCUCUCCCCGCCCGAACAAAAGCUAUUCGCCCAGAGAAACGUGCCAUCAGGAUUGCAGGAGUGCACGCUUCUUAUCACAACGCAGGUUCUAGUAAACCCAUAUCCACAAUCACAUCCUCUUCGCCAUUAUGCUUGGAGCUUCUCCCAGCACGCCAUGGUUCAAGGUCUCCCAGCUCGAGGUUCUCAUCUCGCGCGCGUGCGAGCCUACGCACACCGAGCCCAAUUAUGCGGCUCAGCUAGAGGUCGCGGAGUAUAUCAAUCGGAAGAAGGCCAAUACCCCACGCGAUGCCGCCCAGAUGAUCGCCCGCCUCGGCAACCACCGCAACCCGCAUCUCGCCCUCCUCGCGCUCGACCUCCUCAGCACACUGGUUGGCAAAUGCGGCUACCCGUUCCACCUGCAAAUCGCGACCAAAGACUUCCUCAACGAGCUCGUGCGGCGCUUCCCCGAGCGCCCGCCCCCGUUCCCGAACCCCGUCAUGGGCCGCAUCCUCGAGCUCAUCCGCGAAUGGAAGGAAGGCAUCUGCGUCAACUCGCGCUGGAAGGAGGACCUGGGCAAUAUCCGGGAUAUGUAUCGGCUGUUGGUGUUUAAGGGGUACAGGUUCAGGGAAAGCAGGAGGGGGGAGGCGGCUGUCGCGCAGACGGAGAUGGACUUGAAAUCAGCACAUGAGCUUGAGUCACUCGAUCGCGAGGCGCAGUCUGCGAAGUUGCAGGAACUGAUCCGCCGCGGGACGCCUCGGGAUCUCGCAGCCGCGCAGGAACUCAUGAAGGCGCUUGCUGGAGCCGAGCCAGAAAAGAAGCCAGAUUAUCGAUCGCUUGCACUCGAUGAGCUCGCCAAGGUCGAGAGCAAGGUGAUACUGUUGAGUGAGAUGCUCGACAACGUGGACGAACGGAAUGGCGAGCAGUGUGUCAAGGGUGACGCGUAUGAUCAAGUCGCGACGAUCCUCAAGAACGCGCGGCCGAAGCUGCAGAAGUGGAUAGCAGACGCGGAGUCGGAGGAUGAUCCCGAAUCGCUCGGCACCUUCCUCACCCUCAACGACCAAAUCAACACCGUCCUCGCGCGCCAAGACGCCUUCGAGCAGGGCAACUUCGAGGCCGUGCGCAACCUCGCCACCGCCGCUGCCGAACCUGGCGCACCCAACUCCUCGUCCAACACCGGCGGGAGGUCGCUCAUCGACUUUGACGAUCUCGACUUUGGCGCGGGCGGGAGCUCGUCGCCGCCAGCUGCAAGUGCCAACAGAAAUGGGAGCGGCGGCAUCGACGAUCUUUCGGGCCUGUUCGCUACUUCUUCGCCGCUUCAGCAGCAACCAGGCUCGAGCGGUAUGGGGGGAGGCAUGGGCAUGGGUAUGGGUGGCAUGAACAAUAUGGGAGGAAUGGGCAGGGGCGGCAUGGGCUCGAGCACGUCCCCGCCCCCAGUCAACGCCUCCACGCGCCCACAGAUUCCCGGCGCCGGCGGCUCCGCGUCCGGCUACGCGCCGUCGUACUUCCCGCAUCAGAUGGGCUCGGGCUCGAUUGCGCUCGCGACGACGCCCAAAUCGGGCAGCCCUGCGCCGUCUGGGGGGCCUGGGACGACUACUCCUGCGAUGGGUGGGAGUGCGUUUGGUGGGAUGGGCAUGGGCAUGGGCAUGGGCGGUGGGAUGGGCAUGGGCGCGCCGAUGGCGCCUGCUCGGCCGGGCGCGUCGAGUCAGAGUGCAGUGCCGGCGACGAGUACGGGACCGCAGAGCGCUGGCAAGGAUCCAUUUGCGGAUCUCGCUGGGCUGUUUUAGUUCCGGUACCGCCGUUGCACAUCGCUGUACUUUUGCAAAUUUGCAUUGCGCGGAGGACAAGGGUGAUUUGGAUGUAGAUUCACGGGAGUUGGUGGGUUAUGGCUUUUGGAUGUCGGUUAGGUACGAAUAUUGUAAUAGCUGGUGGCGAUCUAGAUGUAUUGAACAUGCUGGCGCCAGCUGGACAUGGGCAACGAGUUGUGGGCACUGUAUGAGGUCGUUUGUACAGUUUGCAACUACAGCGCCCCGGUAACGAG